AUGCAAGAGUCUGCCCCGUCUACCGGCCUCGCCGACAUGGCCCGGCUGGCUGCUACCUGCCAACGCUUGCGGGACGUCGCCACGCCUCUGCUCUACACUCAAUGCCUCGUUAUGGACGUCGCUGCGAAUACACUUACCUCGCUGGUAUCAGCCCAGAACCACGUUCUGCACGCCGUGAAACAAUACCGCGACCCGUGGCUGAGUCCUGAUCCGACUGGCUACCCCGCGUGCAAUCGCGAAAGUAUCAUUAUGGAGAUGGUCAUAUCAGGCCGCCUCGAUGCCCUUCAACGGCUACUUUCUCACGUACCAUCACUCCUGGAGAAAUUCUUUCUGGGCAUCCGCUUGCUCGUGCCAUGGCGCUGCGUCUCCGGCGAACAUGUCACGACUUCUACCGACGUGGCUGCUCCCGCUUUCGCGACACCAUUACAUGCUGCCGCCCUUGCCGGCCAGGAUCAUAUCAUCCAGUGGAUUCUGGAGCGCUGCCCGACACUCCCCGUCGAUCCCGAGGCCCAGCUACGCUGCAUCUGCCCUUCGUUGCACAAACACGCCGGCGUCGUUGCUGACUCGCCUACCGUCUCCGUAACGCCUCUUCACCUCGCUCUUUCCCACAACCGCAAGUCGACGGUCAAGCUUCUGAUACAAAAGGGCGCCGUCUGGGAUCGCUCGUUCGACUUCUCCGCCGGCGUCACCGGGCUGCACAUCAUGGCCGCCAACGGCAUGGUCGAUUUGUUGAACUGGCUCGCACGCUCGUCAAACACAUGUUCCACCAACAGCGGCCUCCACGAUUGGCCUGACGAGUACGGCCUGUACGCUCUACACUACGCGAGCUUCGCCCUGAUGCCGGACAUGGUUACGGACGGUGGAUCUUCGGUUUCCGAUGCCGACCGAGGCGAGGGGGACGUCAUGGCCCUUUUCGACAGACAAAAGGAAGCGACGCGUCUCGUAGCCAGCCUCAUAGGCAUCGGCGCGAUUGUCGACACGCGAAACGAGGAGAAAGCAGCCAAACGACUUCGUCAGGAAAGGAAUCGCCUCGUUGUCGAGAUUCUGGCGGCAGACUUGGGAUGGGCCUACAGGCUGCGUUUUUGGGAGUCCGAACAGGAUCUGCAUUUUCUUCAGCCGGAGCCUGCCGAGUUCGCGGAGAGGGGUGGAAAUAUCUACGUGGCAAAGGCGCUGCAGGCGGCGUCUCGAAGCACGGCCGUUUGA
Molecule: messenger RNA, 1203 nt
Organism: Colletotrichum gloeosporioides
Lineage: Eukaryota; Fungi; Ascomycota; Sordariomycetes; Glomerellales; Glomerellaceae
Exons: 2
Coding region: 1-1203 (400 amino acids)
Molecular function (GO): protein binding
Source: RefSeq, a predicted model, not a curated record